UUUGUCAUUUGUCUGCCACAUUCCACUUAACGUAAAUAAUAAUAAAAAAUAUUAUUCCUAAACUCCAUUAAUACAUAAAACUACUAUAACUAAUAAAUUAUUAAUGUCGACAUGAGUAUUAGACAAAAAUUUAUUAACUAAAAUAAAUCUAAAAACUUCAACAUGAGUGCAAUUUUUAACUUCCAAAGUCUUCUAUCAGUAAUUCUUCUGUUAAUUUGCACUUGUGCUUACCUGAGAUCAUUUUUUCCCUCACUUAUGGAUAGAAAUAAAACUGGAUUUUUAGGAACAUUUUGGAAAUGUGCAAGAAUUGGUGAAAGAAAAUCACCUUAUGUAGCAGUAUGCUGCAUUGUUAUGGCAUUUACUAUACUAUUUCUAACAUAGAUAUUAGUCAUGUAAGGGUUGUAUUUAAAUAAAAUACAUUAUAUUUUU
Messenger RNA from Pieris brassicae (large cabbage white), 429 nucleotides. RefSeq names its product protein kish-A (gene ksh). The transcript is spliced from 3 exons. Gene Ontology annotation, biological process: intracellular transport; protein secretion. Lineage: Eukaryota; Metazoa; Arthropoda; Insecta; Lepidoptera; Pieridae. Bases 163 to 381 code for a protein of 72 amino acids. The record is from RefSeq and is a predicted model, not a curated record.